AUGCCAAAUAAAUACCAAAGAAAAGCAUGCAGCUCACGAGGGAACUGGAGUGAAGAGUCACUUAAGGCGGCCAUGGAUGCUGUUAAAAAAGGUGAAAUGACUAUCUACGCAGCUUCAAUAACCUAUCAAGUACCAAGGAAGACCCUCGAAAGGCGAUACAAGAAAAAUAAUGACAAAAAAGGACCAAUGGGACCAUCCUCUAUAUUCGGCGAAAAAAAUGAGAAGAAACUCGCUAACCAUAUUAAAACUAUGCAAAAAAAUGGUUUCCCAUUGACUAUUGAUGACGUCAGAAAGAUUGCGUACCAGUUCGCGAAGCAAUUGAAUUUGAAUCACAGAUUUAAUAGAGAAACUGAGAAAGCAGGAUAUGACUGGUUGCAAGGUUUUUUACGAAGAAACCACGAUAUUACAUUAAGAAAGUCAGAAGGAGUAUCUUUAGCUAGAUCAACUGCUAUGAAUAAACUAGAGGUUGACGCUUACUUUGAGCUUCUUGAAAGGAUAUUGACAGUAGACGAUGGUGUGUUGAAACCGAGUUGUAUCUUCAACAUGGACGAGACUGGUCUUCAGCUUAAUAAUCGACCAGGGCAUGUUCUAGCUGAAAAGGGUUCUAAGGCUGUAUCUACAGUUACUUCGACUGAAAAGGGAGAAACGAUUACAGUUAUAGCCUGCUGCAAUGCUGAAGGUACAUUUUUACCACCUGCCUGUAUCAUGAAAGGCAAAAACAAAAAACCUGAGUUUGAGGAUGGGAUGCCACCGGGAUCGAAACUUUUCAUGUCCCCAAAAUCAGCGUACAUUACCUCAGAUUUAUUUAUUGAAUGGUUGAAAACACAUUUUGUUCCGAGGAAACCAGCUGGAAGAGUACUUCUUUUACUAGAUGGUCAUUCAACUCACUGUAAUUCUGUGGAAAUGCUGGAAUAUGCAAAUGACAAUGACAUCAACUUACUUUCAAUGCCAAGCCACACGUCUCACUACCUCCAACCACUAGAUCGUACGGUGUUUAAAUCACUGAAGACUCAUUUUUACGAGCAGUGUCGACUUUGGCUAAAACAAAAUCCUGGUCGUCGUAUAACACGAUUAUCAUUUGGAAGAUUGCUUAAUAAGGCGUGGGGAAAGGCAGCUUCUGCAGAGAAUGCAAUUGCGGGUUUUAAAGCUACAGGUGUCCACCCCUUCAAUCCAUCUGCAAUUCCCGACUACGCGUUUACCCAAGAAUUGACAAAGCAAAUGUCUAAAUCUCAAAAUGAGUGUACAGCCACUGUUAUGGUCGAGGAGCAAGAAGAAAAUACUUGUAACAUAGCUUCUGCUAAUCUGGAACCAGUUCCAAAUACUUUCGAAGUGCGACAAGACAUAUCACUUGCAAUCGCUGAGCCAAAUAGCUCUGUUGAGCGAAAAGUUUUAAACGCAAGUCCUGAGAUGAUUACAAGAAGGCCUAAAAAAUUAUUUGCUACUGCUUCAGCAGCAGUAAUUAAAAAAAUGUCAGAACAAUUCCCUCCAAGAAGCGAUUUGCCAGAUCAGACUCCAACACGUAUUUUAAAGCAAAUAUCGCCAGUUCCACAAAAAAUUAUUGAAGUACGCAAACGUGCUAAACAGGUAGGCAUGCUUUUAACCUCAGAGAAUCACAUCAAAACAAGAAAAUUUAAGGAAGCGCUUAAAAAAAAUAGGGAACAAAAAAAUUUCGAAAAAGACGUUAAAAAGGAAAGAAAAAUUGAGAUAAAACCAAUAAAACGAGCACCAAGAAAGAGAAAAUCAUUAAGAAAGUUAUCUGAAAGUAGUGAUGAGGAUGAAGAACUAAUAUUAUGUAAUUCGUCUGAUGAAGAAGAUGGAAACAGAGAAUUGGAUAACUGUGUAGGUUGUGGAGAAAAUUAUUACGAAACGCAACUCAUCGAAGAUUGGAUUCAAUGCGUUAUAUGCCAACUGUGGGUACAUGAAAAUUGCACCGAAUUCGAUGAUAAGUGUUCAUCAUGUGGACAGAAAAAGAAGAAUGAGCUGAGGCUCAAAAACUUAAAGGGAAAAAAUGGCCAAUCGUGA
Molecule: messenger RNA, 2022 nt
Organism: Parnassius mnemosyne (clouded apollo)
Lineage: Eukaryota; Metazoa; Arthropoda; Insecta; Lepidoptera; Papilionidae
Source: the annotation of a GenBank genome assembly